Molecule: messenger RNA, 4041 nt
Organism: Oncorhynchus tshawytscha (Chinook salmon)
Lineage: Eukaryota; Metazoa; Chordata; Actinopteri; Salmoniformes; Salmonidae
Exons: 19
Coding region: 1211-3814 (867 amino acids)
Biological process (GO): microtubule-based movement; mitotic spindle assembly
Cellular component (GO): spindle microtubule; kinesin complex; nucleus
Molecular function (GO): plus-end-directed microtubule motor activity; ATP hydrolysis activity; ATP binding
Source: RefSeq, a predicted model, not a curated record
UUUAGCAACACUACAAUUGCUUUUCCUAACUUGGCUGAGCCUGGUGUGGGCUUGCAGUAGGGGAUAUUUGUCAAUGGUGAAGACUUAAAAAAAACCUCUGGUUGUGGUAUUUGUGGAUACUAAACCUUCAAAUGCUACCACGUAAAAAGGAAUCCUUAUUGGGUUGGUUAUUGGUCGUUGAUUGCGUUCCUUUCCCAAAAAUAUUUUGCAAUACAAGGUCUGUUCAACAUUCUGUGGAAUUUAUUUUAGGUGAGAAUGGGAGGGGAAUCAAGAAUACAAGCACACCUCAAUAGCUAAGUGUCAUGUUAUGAAAAUAGGCUAGUACGCCAGCUGGGCAGUUGCUUUCAACUGUCCACUUAUUCUUGUCAAAGCAGAAAAAAUGAAUUUUUGAACACGCUUAACCUGGGUUCCACAUAGUGACUGAAUUAAGUCUCGCAUGUUGUAGACAAGGCAUGCCUUGUCUAUUCAAUAGUGUGAAUGAAAUUAUGGAUUUGAAACCCCCACAACCUUGACACAUGAAGAUGGCUGAACGGCAUGGAUAAGUGUAUAGUGUGGCUGACAUUCUACAAAGCCUAUCAGAGGGCAAGGUUAUCUAUUACCAUGCUAACUCCAUAAUGGAUUUUGACAAAUUAUACAUUGUUUUUCAGGGAUACAGCUAACUCAAUCUUGCUUCCCUUUCUGCUGAUAACUGGGUGUGAACUCCGCUCAGGCAUUUUAUUAUACGCCAGCUACAUUAGGUUAGCUUAAACCAAGCCAAUCUUUUAAAGCCCCAGUGCAGACAAAAUCCUGCUUUUUCAUGUGUCACAUCUGAUUGAAUGAACACAAAGUGUAAAAAAAUACAAGCGCUGGUUGAAAAUAAAAUCUAGACAGAACCUUCUCAGCAGGUUUGAAUGGGUGGACAUUUUGGCUUGCCUAAUGACAUCACCAAUUGGGGAAUGGACCUAUAUCUAGUAGGUAGGGGCCAAUUUGAGAUUGUGCAAACCUUCUGAAAAGUGAUUGGUUAACCCAGGAUUCCACGUGUUCUCAAUGAAGUACUAAUUUGAACCUGAAGUUGUUUGGUCUUAUGUGGAGUUUGCUUACUGGUAUUGGAAAUUCUGACUGCAUGUUGUCUUGUGUUUAGGUUCAUAUACAAUACUUUUAUUUUUUAUCAACAUUUGUUGGAGAGCAUUUUUCCUUAAUCGUUAACAAGCAAUCUAUUUCAUUCAACACGAUGGCUUCCUCCGGUCACAUGACAACAAUCAUUGAUUUGACCCAUGAUGGCACAGUACUUGAUGCAAUGGAAUCUACAUGCAAUGAUCUCCAUGCAUGUAAUCCCCAUCGAGAUGUGCUCUCAGAACUCUCCUCUAUUGCUUCUACGCAGAGUGAGGUGUUGGACACUGCAGAGCAGCAGAAACACCAGCAUUUGAGGGUCUACUUAAGGGUGAGGCCCUUUUCCAAGGAUGAGAUCUCCAGCAAUGAGGACCAGGGUUGUGUGGUUCUUGAGAAUGCCAGGACUGUAAUGCUGCAUGCGCCCAAAGGCUCUGCUACCAUGAAGAGCAGUGAGAAGGGCGUUGGCCAGGCGAUACACACAUUCUCAUUCUCUCAGAUCUUUGGGCCCGAGACAAAGCAGGCAGAUCUCUUCGAAGGCACCAUCAAAAGCCAAGUUCACGAUUAUCUGGAGGGGAAGAAUGCUCUAGUCUUCAGCUAUGGUGUGACCAAUGCAGGCAAGACUCACACAAUUCAAGGAUCCCAGAAAGACCCUGGUAUUCUCCCCCAGGCGUUGGAUGUCAUCUUUAGACACAUCAAAGGGAGACAGUAUGAGAACAUGGAUCUGAAGCCGUACCUCGGUAGUGACGCUCAGUACCUAGGGCCUGACCAGGUCCAACAGGAACGAAACACCAAAGCAGCUAUAUUUGCUCUACUCAAAGAGGAAAAUGAACCCCCACACGUCAGUGGAGUUUCAUCCCACUCUUCCUCUACUGGAAGCCUCUCUUUCUCAGUCUCCUACGAUAACACAGUUGAGUUUGUGGCUGUGUCUGGGGACCGCAGCCAGUUCGCCCUGUGGGUGUCCUUCUACGAGAUCUACAACGAGAGCGUGUAUGACCUGCUGCAGGCGUCGCCCACCUCCAAGACACAGAGACGCACAGCCCUCCGUGUGUGUGAGGACAGUGCGGGAAACUCGUAUGUCAGAGAUCUAAAGUGGAUCAAUGUUCACAACUCUGAGGAGGCAUGCAAAAUUCUCAGAGUUGGAAAUAAAAACCGAAGUGCUGCUUCCACUAAGAUGAACCAUUCAUCAAGCAGAAGCCACAGCAUAUUUACCAUCAAAUUACUGAGAAUUGAUGGAACUGAGGUUCAGACGAUGUCAGAACUCUCUCUGUGUGACCUGGCUGGCUCGGAAAGAUGCGGAAAAACGAAGACGUUUGGGGAGAGGCUGAAGGAAGCGGGUAACAUCAACAACUCUCUGCUCAUCCUGGGGAAAUGCAUCGCUGCCCUGCGCAGCAAUCAGAGUGACAGGAUGAAGAACGGCUAUAUUCCCUUCAGGGAGAGCAAACUGACCCGUCUCUUCCAGUCCAUCUUCUGUGGGAAGGGCCGAGCCUCCAUGAUUGUGAACAUCAAUCAGUGUGCUUCCACAUAUGACGAAACUCUCCAUGUCAUGAAGUUUUCUGCCAUCGCUAAGCAGGUGGUCCAGCUGAUCCCAACAAAGUGUCUAGAGUCUCUGACCCCGCGGCUGGUGGGGCGCAAUGGGAAGCCUCUACUGAAGAACGGGGUCAUCGAUGACCAGGCUCUAGAGAACUACCUGUCUGAAGAAGAGCUGCUUGAUGAGGAUGAAGCAGACAUGUCCAUUUUACCCCAGGAGGAUCUCCUAAAUGUGAUCGAGAAUCUCAGGGCCAAGCUCCUGGCUGAGCGACGGAAGAACUUGGUCCAGGAGAUUGACAUCCGCAAGGAGAUGGGAGACGCCAUGCUGCAGCAACUCAUGGAGAGCGAAGAACUCAGGAAUCGUCAGGUGGCUGAGCUGAAGGAGAGCUACCAGGAGAAGCUGGAGAACACAUUUGAGAUGUACAAGGAUGCCCUAAAGGACCAUGCCUACCAGAGGGCCCUGGAGCGCAUAGAGGAUGAUUACGUACCCCUUGAGGAGUUCAUCGCUGAGCAGGAGAAAGUAGAGGCACUAGAACAGAAGCUGUCUGAGAUGGAACGGAAGCUGUCUAAGAUGGAGCACAAGCUGUCAGGUUCCACAGUGAGUUCAUCUAUGGUUCCAACCAGAGAGAACUCCAGCCAGACACAGAGCAUCUCACAACCACCACCUGUAGCUAUGCAGGAAGGGUUAACGGGCCAGUACACCAUCUCCCUCGGUGUUGAUUCUAUUUCAUUAACAAACGAAGUCUCAGCAGGGAAUGUCCUCACAGCUGUUUCCAAAGACUCAGAGCAACGCAAACUCCUUUUGAAAGAGAGUGCGAUGGAGAAACUCUGUGAGCAGAAAGAGCUGAUUGUGUCUUUGCAAAAAAGGAUUGCAGUUCUGAAUGAUGCACUACAUGAGGCCGGAGAGCGCUUCUUUGACAAAACGAUAGAAAUAGAAACUUUACAUAAGAAGCUAGCUGACCAGGCACAGGAUCUAGAGAGUAUAGGUAAGGGCAAUCUGGAGAAGGACAAAGAACUGGCAUUGUUAAAAGAAGAGCUGGCCAAGCUAUCCCAGAAGUCCCCUGUCCAGUCCAAGCCCAAGCGGGGUUUCAUGGCCAACAUUAGGGAAUCUGUGACGUCGCCACGAACAAGCACCAUUGCCAGGACACUGAGGAAAUCUGUCCGGACCACACCCUUGCUGAAAAGGCCCUUCCACUAACUACCGUCCUCCCCCACGUUUUAAAAAUGUUUAGGGCUCUAUUCAACUCUAUUGCUGAAGUGUUACAGAUUGCGUGAAAUAAAUACAUUUCCAAAUGUGGUGUCUGCAAUUUGGGAACAUUUCCAUUUCAAUCACAAUUUAAUGUGGAACUUCAGCGAUGUGGAUUGACUAGAGCCCUUAGUUCUGUGUUCUUCUUCAAACUCUUAAAUAAAAUUCUACUGACUAUU